Molecule: messenger RNA, 3051 nt
Organism: Pangasianodon hypophthalmus (striped catfish)
Lineage: Eukaryota; Metazoa; Chordata; Actinopteri; Siluriformes; Pangasiidae
Gene: sass6
Product: SAS-6 centriolar assembly protein
Exons: 17
Coding region: 411-2348 (645 amino acids)
Biological process (GO): centriole replication
Cellular component (GO): centrosome; centriole
Source: RefSeq, a predicted model, not a curated record
GGGUAGUAGCAGGUAGCAGGUUUAGCUUGUUAGCCACUAGUCAGGAUAGCCUGGUUAAUAAAGCUAAUUUUAAUAGUACCAAAAACGAUUUUUUCCCACGUCACAACAUCCACCCAACACUUUUUCCCACAAAUAACACCAGUAUUUCUCCUCAGUAGUCUGAAUACGUGGCUCAAAUCGCACACUCAGAGCGAAGUGCUCACGGCACGACACUAGAAGGCGGAUUGGAACAUCUCCAUCUCCAUGUUCAUGUUGACGCUUCGUCACUUCCGGCUUUAGCGGCCAUUAGCGGGAGGCGAAGCGCCAAACUCGAAAUCUGCCGUUGACACACAAAAUCUGUUGCCUAAAGUUGAACCAGAAAUACGCUGGUGCAUUAUUUAUUGUUUUUUAUUUUUUGAUGUAAAACAGAAAUGACGGAAUUGCUUUUUAACAAGACGUUGCAAGUGUACGUGAAGUGUAAAGACUGCGAUGACAGGCGAGCAGUUAUCAGAGUCAGUAUUGAACUGCAGCUCAUUUCAAACCCCAUCCACAGACGGGAUUUGGUUGUGAGGCUGACCGACGACACUGAUCUCUACUUCCUGUAUAACCUCGUCAUAUCAGAGGAGGAUUUUCAAAGCUUGAAAGUCCAGCAGGGUCUCCUGAUAGACUUCACCGCUUUCCCUCAGAAGUUCAUAGACCUGUUAGAACAAUGCAUCUCCGAGCAGAGCAAAGAAAAUCCAAGGUUCUUGCUGCAGCUUUCCUCCCCGUCGUCUGCACUAAACCACGGCUUUGCUAAUCUGAACGUCGUGGAGACCAACGCCUUCAAGCACCUCACACACCUGUCUCUCAAACUGCUCCCUGGCUCAGAUGUGGAAAUAAAGAAAUAUCUGGCUACCUGUUUGGCCACGAUAAAGGAGGAAAAGGAGCAACUCCAGCAAAAACUAAAGAAGACUGAAGAGGAUCUGACUAAGCAGCUAAAUUAUGCACAGCAGACGUUGUCUGAGAAGAGCCGGGAACUGGACAAACUGCGCUCUGAAUGGACGUCACAAACGACCUCGUUGUCCAGCAGACAUACGCAAGACCUCACAGCAGAGCGUGAAAAAGCUCUGGAGAUCCAGACGAGGCUGCAGCAGCAGAAUGAACAGCUGAGGCGCGAGCUGGAGGCGACUCAUCAGCGCAGCACGCAACAGCUUCAAACCCGGCUCUCCGAACUGGAGACCUCCAACAGGGAGCUCACGGAGAAAAAGUACAAAAGCGACUCCACCAUCCGAGACCUGAAGGCCAAACUGCUCGGCCUUGAGGAGGAGUCUCAGAGGGCGAAGCAGCAGGUGGCGUCUCUCCGGAGGGAAAACAGCACCCUCGAUACAGAAUGUCAUGAAAAAGAGCGACUAGUUAAUCAGCUGCAGACUCGAGUAGCCGUGCUUGAGCAGGAGAUUAAAGACAAAGAUCAGCUCGUUCUCCGAACCAAAGAGGUGCUCGAGGCCACGCAGCAGCAAAAGACCUCUGUUGAGGAAACUGCUGAGAGUAAACAGCUACAGAUUGGAAAGUUGGAGUCAACAGUGAAAUCCUUAUCUGAGGAGCUCAUAAAGGCAAACGGCAUCAUUAAAAAGCUACAGGGUGAUCUGAAGGCUCUGGUGGGGAAGAUUAAAGUGAAGAACACGGUGACUGUGUCUCAGGAGAAAGUGCUGCAGGAGACGACGGAACGACUGCAGAGGGAGCAGAGGGAGUUGCAGGACACGCAGCACAGACUGAGGCUCAAAGAGGACGAGGUCUCAAAGUUAAAGGAGCAGUUGGAAGCCACAGUUAAAAAACUGGACGAGAGCAGAGAGGUGCUGAAAACUAAUGAAAACGUGAUAACGUGGCUGAAUAAGCAGCUGAAUGAAAACCAGCUGUCCAGGAAGCAGGACACUGUUGGUGUGUUUGAGACUCCGCAGCCUGGUGCUGGACUGAGACUUGCUCCUGCUUCUCACAACAUGCUUGAUAGUAAGACUUUCCCCUCCCUGGGCCAGCCGUAUCCUGUAACCUCCACGUUAAACUCCAAGCACUCGUUCCCUCUGUCAUGUGUGAGCGCUGGACCGCGUUCUGUCCUCACUUUACACAAUCCCAACCCAGGACCAAAGGUCCUGUUUAACCCGAUGAGUGCCAAAGCCAGCAUGUCUCCGGUGGAAGGGAAUGGAAACCCAACAGCACCACAGUCUUCCUCCAAUAAGGAGAACGGGGAGCCGCUGGGGUUGGACUCAAAAUACUUUGAGAGACGAGAUGAGAGCAUCCCUCUGCGUGGCCUGGUACCCAGCAUGCACCUGAACAAAGAAAUCACUAAACCCUCCUCCACAAAACCCACAGCUCCAUCAGCAUAUUUCCCCGGAUGAUAUCCUUCUUCAUGUUUUUUCCACUACCAGUGUGUAAGGAGCACCAACCCUCAGGAGCUUCUGCACAUCUCUGUCAUGUGUUAAGUGCAUUAUGCUUCUCAAAUUAUUUAUUAAACACUGUUUUUUAACCAUUGAUGGAUUGGUUUGCAGCUGAGUGGUUGUGCACACAGGAAUUUUUUCGUUUUGUUUGAAUGAAAAACGUUUACAGGUGCUGAAAUAUGUAUGGUGCUAAAAAUAUGUGUGAGUACAUAAACAUAACUGAUGUUGCGAGCGAAUGGGCGGAUGAAAGACCAUCCAGAUCGCAAUAAGAAUUAAACAUGUUGGUAUAAUGCAUUUCCAGUAGGCAUGUGCCGAUAAUCAUAUUUAGUGCUAUUGUUGACGCUUCAGGUUUUCACUAAUCUACAAAGCCUGUCUAGAAAAUGUUUUUUCCCCUUACAGUGCUUUUAAGCAGCAAUUUUGAUGGAACAUCUCGUGUCAUAGUGCUAUUGAGUGGAGGAGACAUAGCAGACAAAACAGCAAUAUGAAAGAUUAAUAUUGGCACAUGUCUAAUUUCCACUGAUGGGUCAUGAGUUUUAAAUCAGUGCGAGUGUGUUGUUGUGAUUGUAUAUAAGUUGUAUAUAAAGUCUACAUGAGAAUCUUCAUCUAUGACAGUGAUGUACUGUACUUAGAGCCUUGAUUUAAUAAAUAAUUUUUCUUAAAACCA